Molecule: messenger RNA, 2406 nt
Organism: Drosophila willistoni
Lineage: Eukaryota; Metazoa; Arthropoda; Insecta; Diptera; Drosophilidae
Exons: 1
Coding region: 1-2406 (801 amino acids)
Source: RefSeq, a predicted model, not a curated record
AUGGCACCGACUGGAAACUGUGGUCUGUGCCAGGAGCCGGCCAACCAGGAAAUGCUCACAUGCUCUCAAUUCCACUGCACCUGCUGCGGAUCGAAAAACAGUGCCACCUCGAGUUCCUGGAUGUGCGAGACAUGUCGCCACGUGCCUGAUGAAGGCGAACAUAACCUCGAAACUGAAUCACAUUUCAAGGUUAACCAACCGGGUAACAAAGAUCAGCACGUGGAAGAUGAAGCAAUGCCGGAAGAUCAGCAAAUACUUUUGCAACAAUUAGAGGACGAAAUGUGCCUCGAAAGGGAAUAUCUGCGCCGUAAGUACGCCUUACUCCACACGAGAGUACAGUCAAACGGAGAAGCGAAGAACCAUCCACAACAUGCUGCUGGAAUACCUCGUUACAUAAUGAUGACGGAUUAUAGUGCCACCAACACUCCACAGGCGACGAGUACCAGAGCGCAGAGCAUGCCGUGCAAAGCCAAUGGCAUAACACCACAACAAGUAGCUGCUCGACAAUCAAUGCCGAGGGAAUUACCAGUUUUCAAAGGAGAUCCAAGAGAAUGGCCACUUUUCAUAAGCACCUAUGAAACUAGCACCCGGAUCGGUGGAUACAGCAACGAGGAGAACGCUAUGCGUCUGCAGAGAUGUCUGAAAGGUAGGGCCCUUGAAGCCGUGCGAGACAGCUUACUGUUCCCAGAAAUGCUGCCGAGCGUUAUAAGUACUUUGAGAAUGUACUUUGGACGCCCGGAACACAUAAUAAAACUGUUGAUGGAGAAUGUGCGAAAUUUGCCUCCUCCAAAGGGCAAGCUAGAGCCGCUGGUCGAGUUUGCAUUUGCGGUUAAAAAUAUGUGCGCUACCAUUAGGGCAAGCAAGCUAGAUGCGCACCUGAACAACCCUACGUUAUUACAAGAGCUUAUUGAGAAGAUGGGACCUGAUAUGAUGCUUAACUGGGCCCCACAUUCAAAAUCCAUACCGUACCCGAACAUACAGCACUUAGCGGAUUGGUUGUUUGAGUUGGCUGAAGCGAGUCGUGUAUCGACGCCCAACAUAUUACCAGAAAGCGACAAGAAGAGAACCAACAGAGGAGUGAUGCAUACACAUACCGCAGCGCCCACAGAUAACCAUAAACACACAUUCUGUGCGAUAUGCAAAGGACACCACAAACCAGUGUCUUGCAUAAAGUUGUUGCGGAUGUCAGUCGGAGCCAGGUGGAACGCGAUAAAUAACUAUCACCUAUGUGCUCAGUGCCUCAAAAACCACAAGGGAUCCUGCUGGAGUCGCGUAACUUGCGACAUAAAUGGCUGCAAAGCAAAACAUCAUCAUCUUCUACACAAGGAGGUGACGGAAAGCGUCCUGCACAAUCAUCGUGGGUCACUAACCAACCAGCCAGAAUGCUAUGUUCGAAUCGUUCCAGUCACUUUGCACUCCAAUUCGAAAUCCGUCGAUAUCUACGCAUUUAUGGACGACGGAUCGACUCUAACACUUGUAGAAGAAAAAUUGGCUGAUGCGCUCGUAGUGAAAGGUUUUGCCAAUCCCCUAUGCAUUAGAUGGACCGGCAAUGUUAGUCGGCAGGAGCCGGAAUUCAAGCAGCUGAACUUGAGAAUCUCAAAACAAGGACAGGGUAAUAAAUUAUUUAAAGUAAAUGAAGUCUGCACAGUUAGGUCCAUUGGUCUCUCAGCCGAGACGAUGAUAGCAGAUAGGAUAAAACAGAGAUAUCCGCACUUAAAAAACUUGCCUAUCCCGAGCUUUGUUAACGCAAUGCCUCAAAUGAUAAUAGGCAGUAAUAAUCCGAAUCUCAUAGCUUCGCUAAAGGUGCGCGAAGGAAAAUGGCAGCAACCAAUUGCUGCAAAAACGAGACUAGGAUGGACUAUAUAUGGCGGAUCGGGACGAUCUGGUGGAGGACUCAACCUGCAUCGGUGUCAAUGCGAUCUGGAUUUGCAUGAGAUGGUUAAAAAACAUUUGCUAACGGAGGAAAAAUCACCGCCGAUGUUUACCAAGUCCCCUGAUGAAGAGCGAUCUCUACAGAUUCUGGAGGAUACUGUUAGUUACAGCUCGCAGAUGUACACCACGGGAUUGCUUUGGAAAGAUGGUCCCCGUGUAUUUCCAAAUAGCCUGCCGGUAGCAAAACGACGACUCUUAUGCAUGCAAAAGAAAAUGGCAGCAGACUCUCCUUUUGCAAAUGAGCUACAUAGUCAAAUACAAAACUUGAUAGCCAAAGGCUAUGCCAGAAAGUUGACAGAGGAAGAAGUCCUGGAGAAACCCGAAAAUGCAUGGUACUUGCCCAUUUUUACCGUACGAAAUCCACAUAAACCUGACAGGGUCCGAUUGGUGUGGGACGCGGCCGCUCAAUCAUCAGGAGUAGCCCUAAAUGAUUUUCUUCUGAAGGUGACAUCGCCGAAAUGUUCCAUCGAAUAG